UACAUACUCCUGGACUGUAUGCCUAUCGUUAGCACCAAGCACCAACUCACAGACAAUGUCGCCACUGUCAGGGCUCCUUUUACUUUCAGCUGUAGCUGUGGUCUGCCUGGGAUGGUCAUUAGAAGCUCUACACCCAACUCCCCUGUGUGUCGCUAAUGCUAGAUACGAUCCAUUCUCCAAAAGAUGCAAGUGUAAACCUGGAUUUAAAGGCAGUUCAAGAUUGUGCUGUGGUCCAGAAAACGAAGGAGUUUGCCGCUUGGUGAGUGACCCAAUCUUAAACACUGCCCAUGACUUUAUCUCUGAAAUCAGCUACCCGUGUACAACAAGUAUCGCAGUCAUCAAAAAUAACGAUGGAGGCAGGGAUUGCAGUGUGAGAAUCACUGUGGCUGGACCCUACAGGGAUGACGGAGCUCUAUUUUAUAACAGUGCCAUUCUCCAUUUGACUGUCGAUGGGAAGACCAGAGUUGCUGAACUCAUUGAUCAUAAAAGAAUCCUGUUUCCAAAGGAAAACAGGAAUCAGACUUUAACAGAAAAGACGGAAAACACCAUUGACGUUGAUAACUACAAGUUCAGUGUCAACGUAGACGAUCUGGAUACAUACAAAGUAACUGGAUGUGGAGGAUACUUGGUCUACAGACCACCAAACCCUGCAGUUCAGUCGCAAGAGUCAAGCCCACCAGGUAUCUGUGUUGUCGCCCCUCAAAGAAUCAUCGCCGAGAGUCUCAGCGAGGGAGAAGUCUGUAACCUUGAGCCGUCCUUCCAGCCCGCACCUUACGCAACCAAGGAGCAGGCUAUACUGGCCAGUAUGAUUCUUGGCUAUCCCGCUAUUGUGGACAGAUACAAUCACGACCCCCCAGGUUACGGCGAUAGAUGCAAAAGCGUAUCCGAUAACUUUGCAGAAUGCAGAAGUGAAACCGACAAGACCAAGGCCAUCCGGAACUGUGGCAACAUUUUGUUGUUUUUCAAGAAUAGACACUGUCUGAACAAGUCCAGGAACCAGAUCUUCGAACUCUUCGAUGACUGUAUCAAGGCCACAUGCAGCAAUAACCAAGCGGCUUGCACACGUCUUCAAGGAAACCCAGAUAUUCAAAGAUGUCUGCCUAAUCAGAUUGCAUGUGGUACUUCCCCCUAAUAAGCCUCAACUGUUAGAGAAAUGAAGACUGACCACGUACUCAUGGACACGGAUUCUUCCACGUCGAUCUAUUUCUUCGUAGUUGCUUUUUUUUUAAAAAAUUAAACCAAUGAUUUCUUGAGAAAAGAAAGAACAAUUAUUUCAUUGCUUUUUAAUUAUCAGAUAAUGGCAUUGAAUAAUAAUAAUAAUAAAUGGAAUUAAAAACA
This is a messenger RNA of Biomphalaria glabrata, 1338 nucleotides long. RefSeq lists its product as uncharacterized. NCBI's taxonomy places the organism in Eukaryota, Metazoa, Mollusca, Gastropoda, Planorbidae. The record is from RefSeq and is a predicted model, not a curated record. The coding region runs from base 56 to 1132 and encodes 358 amino acids. The transcript has 9 exons.